AAGCAAUGCGAGUAGACAUCGAGUCCAAUCACAAGUGCAUAAGUAAAAGAUCAAUUACAAUUCGAUCGAUUGGCCAUGGAGUACGCUACUCGUGGAGAUCGCACGGCUAGCUGCCUGAGUUUCCUCUGCAAUAUCGUCGUUCUGCUGGGCCUCGCCGCCGCGGCGGCGAGCGGGCAGCUGACGGACGACUACUACGACUAUUGCUGCCCCCAGGUUUACCGCAUCGUCCGGUCCCGCGUGGCCGCCGCGAUGAAGGCCGAGAUGCGCAUGGGCGCCUCCCUGCUCAGGCUUCACUUCCACGACUGCUUCGUCAAUGGCUGUGACGCGUCCAUCCUCCUUGACGGCACAAACAGCGAGAAGUUCGCGGCGCCGAACAACAACUCGGUGAGAGGGUACGAAGUCAUCGAUGCGAUAAAGGCCGACCUCGAGAGCGCCUGCCCGGGAGUCGUCUCCUGCGCCGACAUAGUAGCCCUUGCAGCUAAAUACGGAGUACUACUUAGUGGAGGACCUGAUUAUGAUGUCCUCCUGGGAAGAAGAGAUGGUCUGGUGGCAAAUCAGACGGGGGCGAACAGUAACUUGCCUAGCCCUUUCGAUUCGAUCAGCGUUAUCACUGCGAGGUUCAAGGAUGUCGGUCUCAACGCAACCGAUGUUGUGGUCUUAUCAGGGGCGCACACGAUCGGGCGAUCUCGCUGCCUGCUGUUCAGCAACCGGCUGGCGAACUUCUCGGCGACCAACUCCGUCGACCCGACGCUGGACUCGUCGCUGGCGUCCAGCCUGCAGCAGGUGUGCCGCGGCGGCGCUGACCAGCUGGCGGCGCUGGACGUCAACUCCGCCGACGCGUUCGACAACCACUACUACCAGAACCUGCUGGCCAACAAGGGCCUCCUCGCCUCCGACCAGGGCCUCGUCUCCAGCUCCGGCGACCCCGCCGUCGCCGCCACCAAGGCGCUGGUGCAGGCCUACAGCGCCAACGGCCAGCGCUUCUCCUGCGACUUCGGCAACUCCAUGGUCAAGAUGGGCAACAUCAGCCCUCUCACCGGCUCUGCCGGCCAGAUUCGCAAGAACUGCAGGGCCGUCAACUGAUGAGCAAAAAGGCAAAGAUUUUUUGCAUCUGCCAUGACCCCAUCUUGGAUUUGCCAGAAGCUAUAUCGUCUUCUUGGACUCAAGUGUGAAUCUGUCGUUUUUAAUGUGUUGUGGAGCGCUACAUGUUUCGUUUUGUUCAAGCUAUCUAGGAUUCUCUCUCCAAUGCACGAGUAGAAUAAGCAAUUAGCAUGCAAAGUUGCUCGUCCUACACGAAUCUGCAGCUGCAUUUUCAGUGGGUGUAUCACCAAUUAUUAGAGCACAGACAAACGCGCUGUGUCUAUCAGAGUAAAAGAAAGAAUAUGCAACUGCCAUAUGGUUUUAUCAGUA
Oryza sativa Japonica Group (Japanese rice) is the source of this 1410-nucleotide messenger RNA. Its product is annotated as peroxidase A2. The record is from RefSeq and is a predicted model, not a curated record. Gene Ontology annotation, biological process: response to oxidative stress; hydrogen peroxide catabolic process. Gene Ontology annotation, molecular function: peroxidase activity; heme binding. Lineage: Eukaryota; Viridiplantae; Streptophyta; Magnoliopsida; Poales; Poaceae.